Linum trigynum is the source of this 3021-nucleotide messenger RNA. NCBI's taxonomy places the organism in Eukaryota, Viridiplantae, Streptophyta, Magnoliopsida, Malpighiales, Linaceae. The record is from the annotation of a GenBank genome assembly.
AUGGAUGUGGAUUCGUCGAUGUCGUCGGAGCCCGAUCAGGAUCCGCCGGCGCUGCAAAGCGCUUCUCCUCCUCCACCGGUGAUAGAUAGGGAGAGCCCGCUGGCCGUGGGAUCUCCGACCGCAGCGGCGACGUCCUCUUCUCCUUCGCCGGCGGUGCUGGCACCGGCGCAGGUUCAGGUGCAGCAGCAGCAGCAGAGCCCGGUGGUGGGCCCGAGGCCGGCACCGACGUACUCGGUUGUGAAUGCUAUUAUAGAGAAGAAGGAAGACGGCCCGGGGCCUAGGUGUGGUCACACCUUGACCGCCGUCGCCGCCGUUGGGGAAGAGGGGUCGCCUGGCUACGUUGGUCCGCGGUUGAUUUUGUUUGGUGGUGCGACGGGGCUAGAGGGAAAUUCUGCGACCACGGGAACUCCUUCCUCUGCUGGGGGUGCUGGCAUCCGAUUGUCGGGGGCCACUGCUGAUAUUCAUUGUUAUGAUGUUCUGUCAAAUAAAUGGUCGAGGAUUGCACCUAUCGGAGAACCACCUACACCCAGGGCUGCUCAUGUGGCAACUGCUGUGGGAACUAUGGUUGUCAUUCAGGGUGGAAUUGGUCCGGCUGGUUUAUCUGCUGAAGAUCUUCACGUUCUUGACCUCACACAACAGCGUCCACGAUGGCAUAGAGUUGUUGUUCAAGGCCCUGGUCCUGGGCCACGAUAUGGCCAUGUGAUGGCAUUGGUGGGUCAACGGUAUCUCAUGGCAAUUGGAGGGAAUGACGGUAAAAGGCCUUUGUCGGAUGUAUGGGCCCUUGACACAGCAGCCAAGCCUUAUGAGUGGCGGAAGCUGGAGCCGGAAGGGGAAGGUCCACCACCAUGCAUGUAUGCUACUGCAAGUGCUCGUUCAGACGGUCUUCUGCUGCUCUGUGGAGGGAGAGAUGCAAACAGUGUGCCAUUAGCAAGUGCAUAUGGACUUGCCAAACAUAGGGAUGGCCGCUGGGAAUGGGCGAUUGCUCCUGGUGUUUCUCCAUCUUCUAGAUACCAACAUGCAGCUGUUUUUGUCAACGCAAGACUUCACGUGUCGGGAGGGGCUCUUGGUGGAGGUCGCAUGGUAGAGGAUUCAUCAAGUAUUGCUGUGCUGGAUACUGCAGCAGGAGUUUGGUGUGAUACGAAAUCUGUGAUUACUAGUCCAAGGACUGGCAGAUAUAGUGCUGAUGCUGCUGGUGGAGAUGCGGCAGUUGAGUUAACAAGACGCUGCAGACAUGCUGCUGCUGCAGUUGGUGACUUGAUCUUCAUUUAUGGUGGUUUACGUGGUGGGGUUUUGCUUGAUGAUCUACUGGUUGCUGAAGAUCUUGCUGCUGCUGAGACAACUAGUGCAGCUUCCCAAGCCGCAGCUGCAGCUGCUGCAUCUAAUGUACCAGGAGUGAGGAUGGCUGGAAGGUACGGGUUUAUCGACGAAAGUAGGAGGCAAACAAUGUCUGAAGCAUCAGCAGAUGGUUCUGUUGUCCUAGGGAACCCUGUCGCUCCCCCUGUAAAUGGUGAUAUGUACACUGAUAUAAGCACAGAGAAUGCCAUUCUUCAAGGAACACGGAGAACGUCCAAAGGUGUGGAAUAUUUAGUCGAAGCAUCAGCAGCAGAAGCUGAGGCUAUCACUGCAACUUUGGCCGCUGCUAAGGCUCGACAAUCGAACGGAGAAGUCGAAUUGCCAGAUAGGGAGCGUACUGCAGAGGCUACCCCUAGUGGCAAACAGUUAUCGAUGAUUAAACCUGAUUCCACUGGAUCAAAUAGCAUUCCUCCUGGAGUUCGGUUACAUCACAGAGCGGUAGUUAUAGCUGCUGAGACUGGUGGGGCUUUAGGUGGCAUGGUUAGACAACUUUCCAUUGAUCAAUUUGAAAAUGAAGGCAGAAGGGUAAGCUACGGGACUCCUGAGAGUGCAACUGCAUCGAGGAAAUUGUUGGACAGACAGAUGUCUAUCAACAGUGUGCCCAAAAAGGUCAUUGCACAUCUUCUAAAGCCUCGUGGCUGGAAGCCCCCAGUUCGUCGCCAGUUCUUCUUAGAUUGCAAUGAGAUAGCAGAUUUAUGCGACAGCGCUGAAAGAAUAUUUUCUAGCGAGCCAAGUGUUUUGCAACUUAGAGCUCCGAUCAAGAUAUUUGGUGAUUUGCAUGGACAAUUUGGUGAUCUUAUGCGUCUAUUUGACGAAUUUGGCGCCCCUUCAACUGCCGGUGACAUUGCAUACAUCGAUUAUCUCUUUUUAGGAGAUUAUGUUGAUCGUGGUCAGCACAGCCUGGAGACAAUUAGUCUGUUGCUUGCUUUGAAGGUUGAAUAUCCAAACAACGUGCAUUUAAUUCGUGGGAACCAUGAAGCUGCAGAUAUCAAUGCCCUUUUUGGCUUCAGGAUUGAGUGCAUUGAACGAAUGGGUGAGAGAGACGGAAUAUGGGUUUGGCAUCGGAUCAAUCGUUUAUUCAAUUGGCUUCCUUUGGCUGCACUGAUCGAGAAGAAAAUCAUUUGUAUGCAUGGCGGUAUAGGUCGCUCAAUAAAUCACGUCGAACAGAUCGAGAACAUUCAGCGUCCUAUUACCAUGGAAGCGGGCUCGAUAGUGCUCAUGGAUUUAUUAUGGUCUGACCCAACUGAAAAUGACAGCGUGGAGGGAUUGAGACCGAAUGCCAGAGGCCCUGGGUUGGUUACCUUUGGGCCUGAUCGAGUCAUGGAGUUCUGCAGUAACAAUGAUCUUCAGUUGAUUGUACGUGCGCAUGAGUGCGUUAUGGACGGCUUUGAACGUUUUGCACAAGGGCAUCUCAUCACACUUUUCUCUGCCACAAAUUAUUGUGGCACUGCAAAUAAUGCCGGGGCAAUCCUUGUUUUGGGAAGAGAUCUCGUGGUGGUUCCAAAACUCAUCCAUCCUUUACCACCAGCCAUAUCUUCGCCAGAUGCUUCGCCUGAACAUCAAAUUGAAGAUACGUGGAUGCAGGAGUUGAAUGCUAACCGCCCCCCUACACCAACUAGGGGUCGUCCUCAAGCAGCGAAUGACAGGGGCUCUCUCGCUUGGAUAUAA